Molecule: messenger RNA, 4290 nt
Organism: Haliotis rubra (blacklip abalone)
Lineage: Eukaryota; Metazoa; Mollusca; Gastropoda; Lepetellida; Haliotidae
Exons: 11
Coding region: 394-1380 (328 amino acids)
Biological process (GO): regulation of DNA-templated transcription
Molecular function (GO): DNA binding; DNA-binding transcription factor activity
Source: RefSeq, a predicted model, not a curated record
UUAGGUGGAGGUGUUAAAGGUUCUUGUACAUCGAGGUGUUCAGCAUUUGUGUCAACAACAAUGGCAGCUAUCGAAACCGAAAGUAGGUUUCUGAGGAAGAGUCUUGGCAGUUUGCGAAAAACGUGACGCAUGGUCUAGCGUGUGGUUGCGUGGGCGUUUCUUUGAAAAGUGACACGUUUUUGCUCUUUGUUAAACAAAGUGAUGCAUUGUGAAGUUCAUAUUUGCAUAAAGAAUAUUGGAAGUGUUGGAUAGUAGUACCGCCUGUUGCGCUGCCUGGGUGUAACUGCUCAAGCAACCACAACCCACUGUGGCACCACAACUGUCAGACAGACGUGAUGGAGCAGAUUCCACAAGUGAAGAUCACCAGUCAGAUAUACUUCCAGAGGUUCCGAUAUGGGAAGGAGAACCGGGGACCGGGGAGCGAGGAAACACCGGGAAGAGGACUUCAUGGAGGUCACACUACAGAACAUCCCUGAAGGAGCUGUGAUGAAGGUUUUCUGUGUCAGGUCUGUUGAUGAGCAGUGUCCCCACCCAAACUCUGUGGAUGGACACAACUGCAGUGAAGGGGUCUACUGCCAUCCCCCUUUCAGGAGACAUUGUGGAGAAGAAACACUCAAGAUUCCUUGGCUGCAAAUCAACAGAACUAAGAAAGGAGACAUGGAGACUGCACUGGGGAAUCGCCUGGCUGUGCUUCCACAAAAAUAUCAAGGUGGUUGCCAAGCGCUGAUGGAGUCUCUCAGACAAAGUGUCAAGAUGGACACCAACCAGGUCUACCUUUGUGUGCAUGUGUCCUGGGCCAACCACCCAGGUAUCUUCGAUGUCUCCAGGCUCAUAAAGAAUGAAGAUAAAUGUUCCAGAUUGAGGAUUGAUGAACUUUCUCACACUUCUGUCACAGUGGAUGGAGGGAGAAUCCUCAUCCUGAUGGCCGAGGACAGUCCAGCCUUAGAGCCAGAGACGAUUCAGGUGAAGAUAGAGGAGGUGGAUGCAGACAAAAGAAUUACAUGGACUUCAGAUACAUUCAUGCCCGUUAAGGAAGAUAUUCGUUAUAAGCAUGUGAUUGCCUACCAUGUGCCCAGAUACAAAGACCGGCAGAUACUGGAGCCAGUCCGUGUGAAUGUGGUGAUCCGCUGCGAUCAGACGAAUACUGACGACAAGAAGGAGAUUCUCUACAAACCUCUUCCAGAUAUUGUGGCCUUGAACAGGGGAAAGAGAAAACCUAGUGUGGCAGAGAAAUAUGGACACAAAGUGUUGAAGGUAACAGAUCAGCGAUCGUCAAGGAAGAGUUACGCAACAAGAUUAAGUCUGCAGGUGGAGCUGCUGACCUUCAUUGCCAACCCAGAACAGCCCUUCCUCCGUCCACAACAAAUGUUCCUUCUGUGAACCAUUCUUUCUUUGAGAACCAUGGGAAUGACCCCCUCACAGAUGACAACGGACUUGGCUCUAGCAAUGACUUUCUCAGUGAUGACCUCGCAGCCUUCACACCUCAACAAGCACCUGUUAGUCAGAAGGUGGCUAGGUUAUACCAGGCUCCUCAGCUAAUGGAGACUGACCACAUCCCAGCACCAGACGUUCAACCUCUUAUGCGUAUUUCACUAUCCAAAGACCCAGGUGGUAGCUCAAGACAGUUUGUUUUUAUUGGUGAUGGGACUUCAUCCAGUUCCACUGACACGGAGAAUCAUAACUUGCCACAGUCAGUGGUAGAGUUAGCGUCUUCUCAACAUUCAGUUCCAGACGAUGGAUUAUCAACACUAUCAACAAAUUCUGCAGCAUGUGAUACGCUGACAAUGAUGGAGAGAUAUAUGCAGAAUCAACAGCAUAAUCAGGCAGGUGAUUCCAACAGUGUCAAGAUGGAGGACAUGCUCUCUACAGGAGCAACAACAGAUGGUUUCCAUGUGCAGAUGUCAGAACAGAACGGGGUGGAGCUCUCAGAUGGAAAUCCAGAUUUCCAAAUGUUGACGUCAGGAGGACAAGAUCCAGUGGAGUCCUCGCCCAGAAAUCCAGAUUUCCAAAUACAUGCCCUUGAACCAAAUAAUCUGACAUCUUCUCCAGAAAAUUAUGGCUUCACACAGCCAGGACAGGGUGGCAUGGAAUCCUCACAAGGAAUUUCAGGUUUACAAAUACAAAAUACUCUGUCAAAGUCAAGUGGAAAUCCAGAACAGAAUGGUGGGCUUGAGGCUCCCCCAAUAGCAAGCCAACUGCCUUCUUUGCCUGUUAAUGAGAUAUUUUCAUUGGACACUGCUAAUUUGGAAAAUAUUUUCUUUGAAGGGAAUGUCUUCCAGGAAUUCUUUCAGGGUGAGCCAAACCAGAGUAGUUCUGACAAAGAUGACCCCAUCUGACUGUGGCAGGGUGAACAGAGGUAUUAAAGAGGUCAAGAGAAUCCUUCAGCAUGACCUUAUUAGGUCACAUCCAGUUAAUCCAGGAGCCCAAGCUCACUGACAGUUAUGGUCAGGAAUGUCUGCUGUUACUGUAUAUAUAUACAUUGGUUCAUCUGGACUUUGUUUAUGCUGACAGGUUGGCAAUGUUUGUCUGUCUACAGUGGUGACUUGACAUUGGUUAUAAACUAAGGGGGCAUUCAUAUUUGACCCCCCUACCUCCCCAGAACAAAAUGGGUGGACUUCCCCACACACACACACCCUCCCUAAAAUCAUCAUGACCCCCCAUAGCCAUAUAUUAUGAAUGGUCCCUCAUUAACAAUCUUGUAGAAGGAAUGUUGCUUUUGAGGAAUUGCUUGUUGUAAUUGUCCUCAUUUCAUGAUAUUGUUUGAAUGAUGUUUACCAGGAGCUGAUCUAGACCUGUUUGUAAAUGUCAGCAGCUUCGUGACCUCAGCAAUAGAAAUCAUCAUCCACAGCAAAAAACAAAAAACACUGAGAACAUUUAUGUAACGUGGUUGACAGCUGAGCAUGACUUGAGUGAGGGAUACCCAAAGGCUUUCAGCAGUGAACUCGGCAACGGAACUUAUCACUUGUUUGUUAUACUUUGAUAGAGAGCACCCAACCUGUGACUGUGUCCUACAGUGCCAAAAUAGGGCACAGUUGCUACAUAUUUGUCUAAAAUGGACUAAAAUAAACUUUAUAAACUGGUUUGAUGGUCACUUGAGGACUAAAAGCAUGUCAAAUAGGAUAUAUCGAAAAUCGUGUGGUGUAAUUUUGUGUUUCAAUCAGUAAACAGACGUAGGCUUAGAUGGUUGUUGUGAAUUAUGUUUUACGACUUCCACUGCUUGACAGUCAGGCCAUUCCAUGUGUGUUAGCAUAAUAUAUGAAUAUCUCAGAUCUUGCUCAGAAAUGUGAGUAGAUUCAGUUUUACAAAAUUCCCACAAGAAAGUGAUUUUUAUGAUUCACAUAUUCAUGAAUGAAAAGGAAUACGGUGUGAAGUCAUCUUUUAUGCUUACAAUACGUUAUUGUUUUGUUAUUUGUUUUUGUUUUGUGGGUUUGCCAGUUAUGACAGCCGCAGCCCCUGUUUGUUAACAUUGUGUAUCUCAACAUGAAUGCUGAUAUAUUGCUCUGUGUGACUGACCAUAUUACACAAGUGGAUGUGGAUCUAUUUCUUCUUGAUAAAGUCAGUUGUUUCUAACUUUAAGCAACAGUUUUUUUCUGUUGUUUGAUAUUUGUACUAAGUUCACAAACUGAUGAUGGUAUAGGGGAGAUAACUCUGACUGGGUCUUAGUAUUCUGGUCUGAAAAAUACUAGUAGUUAAAAGUGAGAAGAAAUCACAAUUAGGGAUGGAUGAGGUCAUACGAGAACAGACAGACAACAAAAUACAAUACCUGUCGAGGAAUGGAAUAGGAAAAAGGAAAUGUAAUUUCGGAGGGCCCUGUACAAACUGUAUGUGUCUUUUCUUGUUGAAACAAUGGAUGAAAUGGUCAAGAAUUUGGGAAUGGUUGUACAAAAUAUUAUGGUCAGAACCAUAUUUUAUUUUUAGUCCAUCCUAUAACAGUAUAUUAUAAUUAACUGUUCCCUUUAGUGUUUUUAAUUGGUUUUUAUAAAUAUGUUUGGGUUACGAUUUCGCUGGCUGCAGGAAAUAAAUGUCAGUUGAAUUAAGUAUAUCUCAAAUUAUUUUAAUUGCACUCUCCAUGACAGUAUGUUUAAAUGUUUGUACACGAUCUCGGCCAUCAUUGCACUGAAUGAUAUUUGUUCAGUUUUAUGUAUCUAACCAUAUAUUUACACUAAACAAAUAUAGUUUGCGAGAGCAUUUCUUUCUUCUCUGUUUCUUAUUUCAACCACAGACAUCAUGUUUUGAGAGAGAAAUUCUGUAAACCAACAACUUGUGAUAAAAUAAAGAAAGGUUGAUGUA